Larimichthys crocea (large yellow croaker) is the source of this 897-nucleotide messenger RNA. RefSeq lists its product as uncharacterized. Lineage: Eukaryota; Metazoa; Chordata; Actinopteri; Sciaenidae. Gene Ontology annotation, biological process: response to bacterium. The transcript has 4 exons. The coding region runs from base 1 to 867 and encodes 288 amino acids. The record is from RefSeq and is a predicted model, not a curated record.
AUGAUCGUGUUCUGGGUUACACUGCUUCUCCUUCAUCAGGGAUAUACACUGGUUCCUGUGACCACAGUUCAACUCGGUGAACCUGCAACCUUCACAUGUGUUUUACCUGAUGAGUUUAAUCAUGAAAAUCUUCAUUGGUAUAAGCAGAGUGCUGGGGAAAAUCUGAAAUUAAUUGCAGCCCUCAUGAAAAAUACAAAACCGGUGUAUGGACCAGAGUUUUCUGCUUCAAGAUUUGAAGUAAAUGUUGAUAAGAAUAUUAGCAUUCUGACUAUUCCAAGGACAAUUCAAGAAGAUGAAGGAAUGUAUCACUGUGCAUUCAUGGAGUGGGAUAUAAAUACUUGGAGUGCGAUUUAUCUGUCAAUAAAAGGAAACUCUCAGAGGACAUUAAACUACACUGUUGUUCAGUGGUCGACAGUAUCUGAUCCAGUCCGUCCAGGAGACUCAGUGACUCUGCAGUGUUCAGUCCUCUCUGACUCUGAGGACAAGACGUGUUCAGAAGAUCACAGUGUGUUCUGGUUCAGAGCCGGAUCAGAUAAAUCUCAUCCAGACAUCAUCUACGCUGAUGGAAACAGACAUGAUGAAUGUGACAAGAGUCAGAAACGCUGUGUUUAUCACUUCUCUAAGGACGUCAGCUCCUCUGAUGAUGGGACUUACUACUGUGCUGUGGCCACAUGUGGGGAGAUAUUAUUUGGAAAUGGAACAAAACUGGACUUUCAAGGAACCAGUAUGUGGUCAGACCAUGCAGUUAUUUUUCUGCUGUGCGCUGUCUUGGCUAUAUGUCUGAUUGUUAUAGUCUUCCUCAUUCAUGCCGUCAUGAAGAAAAAGAAGUGUGACUGUUACAACAGUAAUAGACAUCAUUGUUUCUAAACAUUGAUAUCAAAUUAAAACUUCUGCAUC